Messenger RNA from Fusarium redolens, 1620 nucleotides. RefSeq lists its product as uncharacterized. The transcript is spliced from 4 exons. The coding region runs from base 1 to 1620 and encodes 539 amino acids. Gene Ontology annotation, molecular function: DNA-binding transcription factor activity, RNA polymerase II-specific; DNA binding; zinc ion binding. Gene Ontology annotation, cellular component: nucleus. Gene Ontology annotation, biological process: regulation of DNA-templated transcription; DNA-templated transcription. Lineage: Eukaryota; Fungi; Ascomycota; Sordariomycetes; Hypocreales; Nectriaceae. The record is from RefSeq and is a predicted model, not a curated record.
AUGGAAUAUGAUACGCCUUUGCUUCGUCGACUUAAUGGGCGCCCGCAGGCUUGCGAUCCGUGCCGAGCACGUAAAGUUGCGUGCGAUCACGGUCAGCCCACCUGUUCGCGGUGCAGGAAGAGAAAGGAAACGUGUGUUUACACAGUCUCAGAGCCCAGGAUCAAAGGGCCUCGAAUACAGCGCCCGACUCGGAGUGGUACAUCGACGCCGUCUCCGUCUGCUCUUGGAUAUCUUGGCUUCACUAGCCACAACGCCGUGUUUGAGGAAACUCGGAAUAGUCUGUCUCUCGUUCAUGGAUCUACGCUCGAUAUUGAAUCUGCCGCGAGACGUGGUCCUCGAGUUCGGGCUUGUCUGAUUGAGAUGCCCUCUUCGCUUCGGGAAAUGUGUCUCUUUGUCCUCCGCAACCUUCCAGGACCAUCUGACGAUGUCUUGUCCUAUCGAUUCCAUUGCCGCGCCGACCAUUGGAUCAUCGCCUCUGUCAAGGCAACUCUUCGAUCACUUCAAGAGUCUUUCGGUGAGCAUCUGGCCAACCGAGAGGACACGCUGAAACUGGAGGAGAUGGGCCUCACUAUAUGCAAUAAUACCACCCGUCCACUCCGGGACGAGUACCCAACCGGCCAGGACUGGCUUGACCAAUUUGGUUGCUCAGCCCUUCGCUGGGAAUCGCUGGGCUUGAUCUGGACCUACUGGGAUGGCUCACCUAACGCGAACCCCCGGACUAUCGCGACAAGCCUCGGAUAUUGUAUCGAAUUGGCCCGGCACUUUUCUACUGCCAACGACUUGUUGGUGUAUCUUUGUUACCGAAGGGCGACCAUUGAGUCCCUCAUUACAGGAGAUGCGGGCUUGUUAUGCUGGCGCUACCAUGCCGACACAAUCUCAUUGAUGACUUUUCUAGGAUUGCACGUCGGGUCAGAGAAUGCAGAUUAUGUGCCAUCGCUUCGCUUAGAGAGCAAGCGUCGCCUAGCUGCACGCAUCUUUACCAUCGACAAGGUAAUGGUCUCCUUCACGGGGAGACCGCCCCUGAUCAGCCGCCGAUACUUUUCGACUCCUCUCCCUCUGGACAUUCGAGACGAGGAUUUACUGGCGGAUCAGGCGACUAUAAGCCGUGCGAGAAAGACGUUGGAUGAGGAUGGGUGGAAUAGAGAUGGCGAGAUGCAUUCAGCAACACUUAUUCGGGCGCGGGUGCAGAUUGCUGUUAUUAAAGAUGAGCUACUUGAAUUUGCGCUUGAAGAGGGCUCAAAGGCUACGUUGGAAAGCCUCAGCGAGAUCAAAGCCCGCGCGGAGAGAAUCGUGGCCAAGUUCCCACAGAGUCUUAUUCACCAUCCAGAAGAUUCUGACAGCCCGGACUUUGAAGUAGAUACAAUCUACACGAGGAUUUUAAUUCGAUUGGAGCACCUGCAGAACCUCUUCUUUGCGGAGAGGUUACUGUUGCGCCUCGGGCAUUCAGACCAGAGCCGCCUGCUACUAAUCAGCUUUGAGAUGGUCACUCUGACGCUGAUCUUUUGGACUCAACAGGAUCGCUUUGCAGAAGUCCGAAGGGACUUUGAAUGGCUGGCAUCCUCUGUCUGGAGCUGUUGCGACCGACCUUUCACGGUAUUCAUCCGGAUUGUGCCAAAUUGA